GACGCAUCAGUGCACGUGACCCGCGUACGGUAUGGUGACUAGGUGACGAGUUAGUACAAACAAUGUCCGCGGUUGUUCUGCAUGUUUCGGGGUCGCUGAUGUCGUUGAUGGGUUCCCUGUGGCUAGCUUUGUGUAAUUGUGCGGCCCAACACUUCUACGACUACUCCUUCCUCCAUACUACGAGUGAGUACGACAUCUCUACGGUGCAGGUGACACAGGGCGACAUCACCGAAUCGUCAUUGCCACACAUCCAUUCAUCAUAUCGGGUCAGAAUCGGUGAGGGUCUUUGACUGGUGUGUCUUCAUCAGUGAUUUCAGGUGAUUUGAACAACCAUGGAGCGAGUUUCACCUCCAACAACUGUCAUGGUUUGUUCACAUAAGCUGACCAUCAAAUUGAACUCGUUGGAAUCCAUCUGGUACUGUGUUUUUGUCGUAGUGGUGACAUUAUUCUUAUGUCUGGAUGCUACAAGACACUACGUUCACUAUGACAAACUCGAAUGGCCUCAAGGAAGACCCAGUGCUGAACUGAAUCUUUACAUUCUCCUGAUGUUGUCAGCAUUUCUUCUCAUCAUCCUCUUCAUUCCAACUCAGAUUUUCAAAGUUGGAAACCGGGCGAAUGAUCAAGGCAAACUAGGACUCUUCAAAGAAAACAAUAAUAGCAAUGGAGGGUUUAGCUCUAGUCUGUCCACAAAUCGGAAGAUCGUCAAGUACUUUCAAGCAAUUCGUAGAGUAACAAAACAUCUGGGACCUGUAGGAGCUACGCUUCAUUUCAUCUCUGCUUUCUGUCUCUUACUGCCAUUGAUGUUUCUACAGGCGAGAGCUAUACAAUAUGGUUUAUUAACUUCAGAUGCAAUAUGGCGUUCUGAAGUGAUAGUUGGUGUGACCACUGUGGAAGAGUUUGAGCAGCUUGCUCGAACCAUGCACAAUAAUUCAGGUUCUUACUUCCCUGCUAGUGUCAACCAGACAAUCUCCAAAAUCAUCCCCACCAUUGACCCCUUCAAGGUCUACAUGGUAACACUAAACUACAUCAAUUAUGUUAUUCCAUUAUUUUUCUAUGCAGUCCGCUAUGCAGAUGUCUUCUGGUUUUGCCAUAAAGGUUUUGCAUUUAUUUUCAGCAUGCAGUUGAUGUUGAAUGCUAUUCAAUAUGCACUUGGUUUUAUCGGAUUCUCUCUUUUGUACAAACUUCACUGGUAUGGCUGGCAUACUUAUGGUUUAAAAGCAGAUCCUGUCUUUGCAAAACCUACAGGUUUAGUUGGUGUCUACCUCAGUAAUAAUAUAACAGUGUUUAUGUCGGCAAUUAUUACUUACAUGUACGGGUACAGUCGCUUGAAAGAAGCAGAAUAUAAACAAAAAGCUGCCAGGACAGGCAUCCAAGUUAAUCCAACAAGUUUUCCUCUCAAAUGUAAUGGGUAUAUUGCUAAUAUCGCAGCCGCUUUAGUAAUGUGUGUCUUUGUUGCCUGUAAAGUCCCACUGACAAUUGAGUAUCUUGGUGUCUAUCAAGUCUCAAAGGACGCAAGACUCCUGGCUUGUAUAAUAUUUGACACGAUCUACAUGGCUUUUUGGUUAAUCAUGUGGAUUGGAUUCACUCUCAAACGAGAUUGGGAUUUUACCAUUCAUCCACCAAACGAUCAAGAUACUUCAACAGAGCAAGGGUCAUCAAGCUGUGCUAGCCAGCGAUUCAUUGUCAGUCAGUCUCGAGAUGUAGAACUACAACAAAUCUCAAACUCUGAUGAAAGAAUUGAAGAGAGUCCUUCCAAUCCAGUGGACCUUCGCCGUCAUAAAACCCCUAACCCCAUCCACAAUUCUCAGGGAUCUUCUUCGUCUAAUACACCAUCUGAAAGACCAACCAAAGAAUCAAACGUUUACACACGUCUCUUUAGUUCAGACUCAAAACGGAGUGCCUCAACCUCACCUGAAUUGGUUUGCUCUUCAUGCUCUCCCAAUAGAGGGCAGCAAACGCCCAUCCAUUACAGAGGUAUAACAAGAUCAUCACACAGGAGUAGUGACCAAAGCUCUCGUAGUAUUGAAGAAGAGUCUUUAUUGGAGCAAUCAAUGAAUGAGGAAGUGCAAGGAGAGGAAACUCAGGAACCACAUUCCCCAGAUAAGUCGCAUCAGAGUCAAUCUGAAGAUGGUUUGUGUUAAUACUUGUACUUCACUUCAUCCAGUUCAGUUUUAUGCAAUAUUCGUCCAGUAUUUCACUAGGAGAACUGGUGGUGUUUUAGACUGAAAUUCUUGGAAACCAAAAUGUGUUUGAGAAGAAAAUACAUUUUUGGGAAGCUUAGUGUUGAAAGAUGUUUUGGAAAUGCAUGUAUUUCACUUUUCAAUUGCAAAUUUUAAUUUUGAAAUGCGAUUUUAAUUGGCAAGUCUUUCACUUAUAAUUUUUAAGUUGUAACAGAGGGCUUUGGUGAUAUGCUCGUAGGUGAGGCUCUCUUCUCUUGCAUGAAACAGGCAUUCACCUUACUUGCGUCUGCUAAUCUGAAGAUGUUUAGUUACUUUUCCAUGUCCAGGAGUUUGUACAUGAUUGAUACAUUGACUGAAGCUUUAACGUGCCUUGUGUGGCUUAAUGUUCUCUUCAUGCACACAAUAUCUGGCGUGUUGGACUGAAAUUGAAUUGUUUCAGAAAAGACUGCAAGCAUGCCAAUCAUGGGUAAUGUUAUCAUUAAUGAAGCAAUUAGGUCCUGUUGUUAAAAGUUAUUUUAUUAUCGAGAGUGUGAUAGGGUAUCUUUGUGUAAUAGGGUAUUUAUGUGCAAAUCUAACCAUGAAUGAUGUAAUUUGGCAGUCAGAAUUGUUUUAGAUGAACUAAGCUGAUUUUUUUAAAGGUAAGUUCCGCUUGAUAAUGAAAUAGUUAUGUAAGUUGUCAAAAGAUGUGAAAAGGGCGAAGUUCUUAUAUGUACUUAAUUGUCAUGUCAUCAUAAAGGAUUACCGCAUUAUAAAUCCCUGGAGAUUUUAACAGCACUGAAAUGACUUAGUAGUUCCGAUAACAGUGGACAUGUUCUCCAAAAACCAAAGGUAAUUGUGUGCUUUAUUGUUAUCUUUAGUUAUCAAAACAAAGAUAGUUGUAUUUUAUUGUUCAAAUCAAAUAAUAUCUCUGAUUUAAUUGUCUAUUUGUUAAGGCCUUAAUUGCGUGUUGAGAUAACUAUACAUAUUGCAUGAUACCUAAUAGCAUUUUGCAAUCAAAUAGCAAUCGUGUGUAGCAUUGAAAUUAUGCAUGACAUGCAUGUAUUUCUAGUAUCAAUCUAAUUUUCAUAGAGUUUUUAAAUCAAGCAAUAUUGUAAUAUUUUCUGAAUCACCGAUUUUGUUCCACAUUGCUGUUUUGAUUUUUGAGAACGAGAAAUUGUGUUUCCUUCUGAAAGCCAAAAACGUUUUAUAUAGUUGAAGGGCAAACCUUUGUACUUAACACAGCACAAUAUGCGCUUUUCCAAAAUGUACAAUUGUUGUUUUUAUUAAGAUUUUAGCCUGAGCUGUAGUAAACCAAAGUCUCCUUUACAUCACACUUCAGGUCUCACGGCAUAGUAGUUUAAUCUUGUACAAAAGCAGUUAUCCCAUUACUUUUAUUUGUAUAUACUUGUGUUUAUGCGUAUUGGUCAGUAUUAAUCCGCCGCACAGUAAUAUAUUUUACCAGCACGUUAUUACCAUAACUAGUUUGUCACUCUCGCCUUAACCGGUGUCCUGUGACUUUCGGUCUGUUUUACCUCAUUUUGACUUUAACCCUAACACGUGACUUUUCACUGUUCUACUUUUGUCACUGAGGCAUGCGCAAUAAAACUGUGUUUCACUGUUGAGUCAAAAAUUCAUACUAAAAAAAAAGUAUUACAAAAAAUUGUGGACUUUAAUACAGGUAGUUUACUUGGAAGUACAUGUAUGACAAUAUAUUACAUGUACCACUUUGGUAAUGAAAUAAUUGUGUUAAUAGAUCGAGAUGAUUUGUGUGCAUAUCAAUGAAAAAAUUAACGUGCAAGUUGAGUGAUUUUGUAAACUUAAGCGGUUCGAUGGAACUUGUCAUAUAUUAAAUAGUGUAUGAAAGAAAGCAA
Patiria miniata (bat star) is the source of this 4030-nucleotide messenger RNA. RefSeq names its product protein tincar-like. The record is from RefSeq and is a predicted model, not a curated record. NCBI's taxonomy places the organism in Eukaryota, Metazoa, Echinodermata, Asteroidea, Valvatida, Asterinidae. Bases 333 to 2141 code for a protein of 602 amino acids. The transcript has 5 exons.